AUGGAAAAAAAGGCUAAACAUCAGAAAGAGCAGGGACAGAAAGGUGAAAGUAACCUGGAGAAAUGGAAAAAGGAAAUGGAAGAAAAGGUGGAGAAGCUAGAAGUUCAGAUCAGCAAGCUGGAGGAAGGGAAGGCUUCCAUGAAGAACUUCUUGAUUCUGAUUCCAGAGAUCCUCAACUCUACAACUAGGAACAUGGAGGAAAUAGCCAAACACCUUUAUGGUCCCAUCCCUACCAAGUCUAUUAUGGACCUUAAUGCUAAACAGGCUACUACUGAGGCUAGGAAUGUGGAUAGUGCUCCUAGAGGUAAGAAUUGCAAGACAAUCGUGGCUCUCUAUGUAGUCCAUUCAUUUGUGAUGGAUCAAACGCUGCCUUUUGUGAAUGAUCUUCCGGCAUUCCAUUUCCUUCGUACCCCCACUCUACAAGGGGCUCUUAUUUUCCUCUUCGCAGCUUCACUAAUUUCCACAUUUGUUUCCCUAGCCUUUCUGUUGUCAUCAACUAAGGAGAAGAAGUAUCCUCCAUCUCCACCAAGGCUGCCAUUGCUGGGCAAUUUGCAUCAUCUGAACAAGGGUGAAAAUCUUCUUUCCACCUUGACAGACAUGGCCAAAACAUAUGGUCCGGUCAUGACAGUUUGGAUGGGUCCGUUGCCAGUUAUAGUCCUCACCGGCCAAGCUCCAAUCUGGGAGGCCCUGGUUAAUCAGGCCGUCAAUUUUUCUGGUCGGCACUUAUUCUACUCUAGGCAAUUCAUUACUGCCUCUUACAGGACUAUAUUUAGUUCUCCCUACAACGAGCAUUGGAUUAAGCUCAGAAAGCUUCUGCACAACAAUGUUCUCAGCCCAGCCCAUGUUGAACUUCAGAGCUCUUCUCACCAGGCAAGUGUGAAUAAACUCAUCAACAACUUAGAAAAGGAGAUGGAAGAGAACAAUGGCGUUGUGAGGCCCCUUCAUGCCUUGAAAAUGAUGGCAAUGAGUUUUAUUGCCCCCUUAUGCUUUGGCUUAGACUUUCAAGACGAUAACUUCUUGUCCAAGCUGGAAGAAUUCAUAGCUGAAGAUAUUAGCCUGGCUAAAAGAGGAGAUACAUUUCUGGAUUUAUUUCCUCUUAGUCGCUUCUUUGUCCCUUCAUCAAUCAGAACUGAAAGGAAAUUCAAGUCUCUGCGAGAUGAUAUUCUGCAUCUCCUGUUGCCUUUUAUCCGAUUUGCUCGCAGUUAUAGAGAAUGCUUUAAGCGGUCUGCUCCCAGCAGUUUCUUGUAUUGUUUACUGUCCAUUGGACAAGGGGAGGAGGCUGAACAUAAAUCAAAGUUAUCCGAUGAAGAGAUAGCUUUCAAUUUGUAUGAGCUGUUCGUUCUCGCAGUAGACAGCACAUCCACGGCCAUAGAAUGGGCUCUGGCUUACCUGAUAGCCAACCCUCACAUCCAAGAGAGGGCUUUUCAAGAAAUAAGCCAAGCAGCGCAGGAAGGAAAAGGUGGGUUGCUAAGUUUUAAGGAUUUGAGGAAGCUUCCAUACUUACAAAGUGUGGUGAAGGAAACGGUGAGAAAAGAAUCGAUUGCCCCAUUUGGGAUGUUUCACCAUACAGAAAACGAAUGUAAGGUCAUGGACAUCACCAUACCUGAGAAGUCAGUAGUUCUCUUUAAUCUACACAGCGUGUCCAACGAUCCUGAGCUUUGGAAAGAGCCCGAGGAGUUCAGGCCUGACAGAUUUCUCGACAAGAAUGAGUCGGAAAAGGUAAGAAUGGCAUAUCUUCCGUUUGGAGCAGGAAGGCGUGUGUGCGCAGGAAUGGACGUGGCCAGCGUGUAUGUUCCCAUCACUCUUGCCAAUUUACUUAAAUCAUUUGAGUGGGGAUGUGUGAAGGAAGGUAGUCUGCCUGAUCUUAGUCGGGAUGUUUCAGGUCUGCUCAUGUCCAUGAAGUAUUCAUUGGAAGCUCGAAUUACACCUCGUCCAUCAUGA
Cryptomeria japonica (Japanese cedar) is the source of this 1941-nucleotide messenger RNA. RefSeq names its product (S)-canadine synthase CYP719A21-like. Gene Ontology annotation, molecular function: monooxygenase activity; oxidoreductase activity, acting on paired donors, with incorporation or reduction of molecular oxygen; heme binding. Bases 1 to 1941 code for a protein of 646 amino acids. The record is from RefSeq and is a predicted model, not a curated record. Lineage: Eukaryota; Viridiplantae; Streptophyta; Pinopsida; Cupressales; Cupressaceae. The transcript is spliced from 2 exons.